Messenger RNA from Nicotiana tabacum (common tobacco), 4071 nucleotides. NCBI's taxonomy places the organism in Eukaryota, Viridiplantae, Streptophyta, Magnoliopsida, Solanales, Solanaceae. The record is from RefSeq and is a predicted model, not a curated record.
CUUCCAGAAAGGAAAAGAACUCGGUGUUCAAUUCAUAACCAAACCUAUGAGCCUAUAUAAAGCUAAUCAAUUUCACCAACCACACUUCCUUUGUUCUUAAGAAUUUAGACAAUGGAGUAAUACUCCCAUUACACACCUAAAUGCUCUCACCACUUCGCAAAAUCACUCAAUGGCUGCUUUCUGUAGAUUCAAAAGAUCCCAUUUUCUUUUCUCCAAAUCACUCGAACAACUCCUCAACCUAUAUACUCACAAUAACAACACUCAAAUUCAAAACCCAUUUACAAUUUUCAAUUUUUUUCCAUUUUCUUCAACACCCACUUGCCCAAAACCUCAAAAUUUUCUCCCUCCACUUUCUGUAGAAGAUUCAAGAAUCGUUGAUAAACUUGUACACAUAUUCACUAAGCGCCUUGAUACAUCAAAAAGCCAAGGACUUGAUGAGUUGGGUCCAAAGAUCACAACUUUAAUUGUUGAAUUUGUUCUUAAAAGGCUCAAAAGUUGGAGAAUAGCUCAAUUGUUUUAUAAUUGGGCUAAGAAUCAAAGUGGUUUUAGUCAUAAUUGUCAUACAUUUAAUUUAAUGGCUGAGUGUCUGUCAGGUGCUCGACAAAUUGACUCAAUGAGAGUGUUGGUUAAUGAUGUGAUUAAAUUUCAGUGUUAUUUUACUCCACGUGCUUUGGGUUUCUUUAUUAGGUGUUUAGGUAAUCAAGGGUUGGUUAAAGAGGCUAAUGAAUUGUUUGAUCAUAUGCAAAAGUCGGGUCUUUGUGUUCCAAAUAGUUUUAGUUAUAAUUGCUUGUUAGAUGCUAUAUCUAAGGCUGGUGAUGUUGGUUUAAUUGAGCUGAGAUUGAAGGAGAUGAAUAGCUAUGGGUGUCAGCUUGAUAAGUAUGCUCUGACACCUACUUUGCGGUGUUACUGCAAUGCGGGGAUGUUUGACAAUGCGUUGGUUGUUUUUAAUGAGAUGCGCGAGAAAGGAUUGGUCGAUGCACAUGUUUUGUCGAUCUUGUUGGUUUCCUUUAGCAAGUGGGGUAAGGUGGAUAAGGCGUUUGAGUUGGUUGAGAGGAUAGAAGAUCUUAACAUUAGCUUAAAUGAGAAGACAUGUUUUGUUUUGAUUCAUGGUUUUGUGAGGGAAGGCAGAACGGAUAAAGCGUUGCAACUGUUGGAUAAAAUGAGGAAGAUGGGCUUUGCACUGGACAUUUCUGUUUAUGGUGUGUUAAUAGAAGAGUUGUCUAGGAAUAGUGAGACUGAGAAAGCUAUGCAGCUGUACGAGGAAAUGAAUGAUUCAGGUGUCCGUCCUGAUAUUAAAAUACUGACCGACCUUAUAUCUUGUGUGCGUGAUGAAAGAGACAUGAUCCAAAUAGUUGAGGAGAGGUAUGAGAGUCUUGAUCUGAAAGAUAGGAUGUUGUUGUAUAAUUCUGUCCUGAAAGGACUUAUUAACAAUGGUUCAACUGAUAAAGCGUAUCGUCUACUUUGUGCAUCAUCGGGUCUUGAAUCUGGUGGUGAUUGUAAUAAGGACAAUCCUUUUUUCAUGAAGGAACUUGUUUGUCCUAAUACCAUUUCUUUUGAAAUAGUUAUUGAUGGUUUGUGUCGGGCGGAUAGGUUGGAAAUGGCUCUCAGCCUAUUUAGAGAUAUGGACCAUAUUGGUUGUAAACGCAGUGUGCUACUUUACAAUAAUUUAAUUGAUUAUUUGAGUAGAUCUAGUAGACUUGAUGAAUGUUAUGAGCUUUUGAAUGAGAUGAAACAGUCAGAAUUUCAGCCAACACAUUACACAUACAACUCAAUUUUUGGAUGCUUAUGUAGACAAGGGGAUGAUGCGGGCGCCCUUGCUAUGGUGAGGGAGAUGCGUGUACAUGGGCAUCAACCUUGGAUAAAAUAUUACACGCUGCUCAUGCAGAAACUCUGCAAAGAUGGGCAAGCAGUCAAAGCUUCUAACUUCCUUGCUGACAUGGUUCAAGAAGGAUUUCUCCCUGAUGUAGUUGGUUAUUCAGCAGUGAUAGAUGGUCUUAUUAAGAUUAAACAGUUGGAUGAAGCAUUGAAUCUUUUCAGAGAGAUCUGUGCUCGGGGUUACUGCCCCGAUGUGGUUGCUUAUAACAUAAUGAUAAAUGGGCUAUGUAAGGCCAAAAGAGUACUUGAAGCCCAGGGUUUUGUUGAUGACAUGAUGGAUAAGGGGCUUAUUCCAUCAGUUGUUACCUACAACUCACUGAUUGAUGGAUGGUGCAAAAAUGGUGAUAUAGAUCGGGCAAUUGUAAAUCUCACUAGGAUGGCAGAAAAAGAACGGGAGCCCAACGCCAUCACUUACACCACUCUAAUAGAUGGGUUAUGCAAUGCUGGCAAACCAAAUGAUGCUAUGAGGCUUUUAGUCAAAAUGGAGUCAAAGGGUUGCUCUCCAAGUAGAGUAACUUUUAUGGCUCUCAUUAGUGGUCUGUGCAAGUGUGGAAAGCCAGAUAUUGCGCUGACUUAUCUGCAGGAAAUGGAGAGGAAGGAGAUGAAACCUGAUCCAUAUGUCUACAUAGUGCUAAUAAAAGCUUUUAUAAACAAUUCAAAUCCUAAUGAAGCUUUUAACCUACUAGAAAAGGUGGUCCAUGAUGAGUCUUCUCAAGAUUUAAAUGGUAAGGAUCUUUCUACCCUUAAAGAGGCAAUACUUUCCCUGUUAGCAGAUCCAAGGACUUCCUCAAAUGUGAAAAUCCUGUUGGAGGAGAGUCAUUUUACAGCACUUCUUACUAUCUCUGAAGUCGGGUAACAUGAUUGGAUUUUUAGAUCUCUUGACCUCAUCUGUUUGCAUCUGUAGUUACUUCGGAUUGAGAACUAAAACGAGGAAAUGCUUUGCAUUGAGUAUCGUGCUCUACACUUGUCGGUUUUGGUAUACUGAUGAGUUCUGUUCCACACUAUUGCACGUCAAUGAAAAGUUCUACGCCUUAUAUUGAUCCCAGCAGGAGCAUUUUCCCUAUUUUAAAGAAAGGUUUUACACCUUAUGUUUGAUAUUAUGGCAAACACACAGAGGGAUUGAUAAGAUCUGGUCGAAAACUGGAGGUAUUCUGAGUGUUGAGGAGAACCCGAUAUGUGAACUCUAUUUGUAGCAAAGAAGCUUGUGGCUGUAUCUUGGGUCCAGUCAAGUGCACAAGGAUGGAAUACACAAUAUGAUCAAUAGUUGCACUCUAUCGUAUAGACUCGGUUGGACACGGAGAGAGAUCAUUGAGUUAUAUAGCUGACUGCGAGAAGGAAGGUUCAAGCUAUUGACUCUCAUGCAAAGGAUGUCGCUACAUAAAAGCUAUUGAGUUAUGACUCAAUGAGUAAUAUUGAGUAAAAAGAAGCUCAAAGCAAGAACUAGUAGUGACCCCAUAUAAUUAAGUAAGGAAUUGAAAGAAACUUUCAUAUAAAUGAACUUGCCACAAUUUGGCUCUAAAACAUCCAACUUAAAACAUUAAGGAAGUGAUGGGAGUAGCUGAAGACCUUUAUAUACAACUUGUUGAAACAGCUAUAGACUAGUUUCACUUUGAUAUCAAACAUAGAUGUUAUUUAAAUUCUUUAUUCAUUUGACUAUAAAGUCCUUUUGGCCAUAAGGUAUACCUGUUGUGACCACUCUAAAGAACAACCAUUGCUUACUCUCUUAAGCUGUUGUCACUUACUGACUUACUUUACCAAACUAGGCCUCGUGCCGUGAACUUGGCACCCUCUAUACGUGCUACACUAGCACAUAGAUGAGACAAGGCAGUAGGCACAAGGCACCAACCUGGUAUUUGUAUGCAAUUAUCAGCGAAAUAAAAAAAUGGUAGUCCGGUGCAUAAAGCAUCCCGUAUUCACGUAGGGUCUGAGAAAAGACUGCACCCCAAAGGGUGUGAUGUAGACAGUCUACCAUAAUACAAGCAUUAGUGGCUGCUUCCAUGGCUCGAACCCGUGACUCACGGAGGCAACUUUAUAGUUUAUUUACUCCCUUUUGCAUUGUUGAAAGUUUCUCUUUGCAACAUCAUUAUUGCAAGCCUUUUAUUUACAACUAUUUCAAGUUUCACCAAAGGUGAGAAACCGAUAUGGUGAUCACCUCCAAUCUUCACGUGGCUGUAAAGGUUCGUGUUUUGGGGAUUU